UCUCUGCUUAAUUCAUAGAACAUUUAUAGUUGUUUAUCAAUUCCAUUUAGUUUCCAUGGCUUCUCAUCAACAAAGCCAGCUUCACUUUCUCUUGUUGCCCUUUCCGGCCUCAGGCCACUUGAUCCCAAUGACAGACAUUGGCAGACUGUUGGCACAACAAGGGAUCCUUGUCACCCUAGUCACCACCCCACAUAAUGCAGCACGUGUUGAAGCGGUCGUUACUCGAGCCGUAGAAUCAGGGCUCCAAAUCCGGUUAAUCCAACUGAAAUUUCCAAGUGAAGAAGCAGGAUUGCCUGAUGGUUGCGAGAACCCUGAAUUGCUACCUUCACAAGACCUGAUCUUGAAUUUUUUUGCAGCAACUGCCCUGCUUCAACAGCCGGUAGAGAAACUGUUUGAAGAGCUUAUCCCGAAGCCAAACUGCAUAAUCUCAGACAUGUGUCUUCCAUGGACAGCCAGCAUUGCCAGCAAGUUUCACAUUCCAAGGAUAUCUUUCAGUGGAACAUGCUGCUUCUGUCUCUUGUUCAUUCACAAUUUGCGCGUAUCCAAAGUUCUUGAGAAUGUGACAUCCGAAUCAGAGUACCUUGUUGUACCUGACUUGCCUGAUCAAAUUGAGAUAACGAAAGCCCAGGUUUCCGGGAGGCUGACAACAAGAGUGAAAGGUUUUACUGAAAAAGUGGCAGCAGCUGAGAUGGAGUCAUAUGGGAUGAUCGUUAAUACUUUUGAGGAAUUGGAGCCAGAAUAUGUUAAAGAAUACAGGAAUGCAAGAAAGAAUAAAGUCUGGUGCAUUGGCCCUGCUUCACUAUGCAACAAAGAUGACUUGGACAAGGCACAAAGGGGUAACAAGGCCUCAAUUGAUGAACAUCACUGCUUGAAGUGGCUUGACUCGUGGGCACCAGGUUCUGUAGUUUAUGCUUGCCUUGGAAGUAUGUGUAACCUCAUCUCUGAACAACUGAUAGAGCUUGGGUCGGGGUUAGAGGCAUCAAAUAAACCGUUCAUUUGGGUUGUAAGGGGAUACAAGCAAUCAGAGGAACUGGAGAAAUGGAUUUCAGAAAAUGGAUUCAAGGAAAGAACGAAAGAAAGGAGCCUUCUGAUUCGGGGUUGGGCUCCACAAACACUUAUAUUAUCACAUCCUGCAAUUGGCGGGUUCUUAACACACUGUGGCUGGAACUCCACAUUGGAAGCGAUAUGUGCCGGGUUGCCCUUGAUCACAUGGCCAUUGUUUUCAGACCAAUUCCUCAAUGAGAAACUAGUUGAACAGAUUCUAAAGAUUGCAGUGAAAGUUGGGGUGGAAUAUCCACUAAAGUGGGGAGAGGAGGAGAAGAUUGGGGUGUUGGUUAAAAAGGAAAAUGUGAAGGAGGCCAUAGAAAAAUUGAUGGAUGGAGAAGAAAGCCAAGGCAGAAGAGAAAGAGCUAAAAAGUUUGGAGAGAUGGCAAGGAGAGCAGUAGAAGAAGGGGGAUCUUCUCACCUCAACAUUGCACUGCUAAUCCAAGAUAUCAUGCAACAGGGAAGUAACUGCAGUCAGACAAACUAAGAAGAGAUCAUGUGACAUACUUAUCAGAUGGCAUGUUGCUGCUGACUAUCCAUAAUUAAAGUUGUUAAUGUAAUUACAUAUCCCCAAACCCACUUAAUGUUAUUUUUUGGUGUGCCUCAGCUGGUACUUCCUCAGUUGCUA
Messenger RNA from Prunus mume (Japanese apricot), 1672 nucleotides. NCBI's taxonomy places the organism in Eukaryota, Viridiplantae, Streptophyta, Magnoliopsida, Rosales, Rosaceae. The record is from RefSeq and is a predicted model, not a curated record.